Messenger RNA from Haliotis rufescens (red abalone), 1930 nucleotides. Its product is annotated as ufm1-specific protease 2-like. Lineage: Eukaryota; Metazoa; Mollusca; Gastropoda; Lepetellida; Haliotidae. The transcript has 14 exons. The record is from RefSeq and is a predicted model, not a curated record. The coding region runs from base 52 to 1860 and encodes 602 amino acids.
UACAUAUUCAUACGAGAGAAAAUCGCCGGAAGUACAAGUGGAUUAAAAAAGAUGGCUGCCUCGGUACUUGUCCAAGAGAGAUUACUGAAUCUUCUACGAGGAGCAUCAUGGAAACACAAGGGAUUUCAUGGGUUUAUUGUUGGACGCCAAAAUGAAUCUGCUGUAGAAGCUUUAUUUAGUACAUAUUGCGGAGCAAGUGAUGAAAAGGUUGUGACAGAUACAACAAGACAAUCACAGCAACUUCUUCCGGGAGGUCUUGAAUUGUGUGGUGUGAUCGUUGUGACUGAUACAGAGGCUGGACCAGCCAACACAAGGGCAGCUGUCCAGGCACAUAUCUCCAACAAGCUCCUGGAGACUCUAGGAGAAAAGCCCUUGAUUGUGUGUCAUGUCCAGUUGGGGUCUGGUCAACUCAGCACCAACAACUUCCUCCUGCUGGACACUGACCAGGAAGUGUUAGACUGCCAGGUCAGUCUGACCCGGGACGAUGUGCUGGCCAGCAGCGUGGUGUUCCGACUGCAAGCACAUGUUCCCAUCACAGUCUCUAUAGAUUCCAGCUCAAAAGACUGGCAGCAAGCCAUCAACUGUGAGAUGGGUCGAGUGUGUCGCAGCCUCCAGUCUCCUGCAUGCGUGUACUCAGUGAAAAACACACGUAUCCUGCUCACGUCCUCGGAGGUGAAGGGUGUGUCAGGUGACCAGUCAUGUGAAGUCCUGUACCAACACAUCGAGUCUGAUGAUGAUGUGCCGGUGUCUCGCAGUAAGAAGAGAGGAGUAAAGGACCAGGGGCCUCUCGGGGUCGAGCUGCUGCUGUUGGUGAGUGAGGAGGUGGCUGGGGAUGUACCAUGCUGUGCACCAGUUGUUCAUCAUAAUAUAGGAGAUUUCAAAGCAGUUAAGAUGUUGCUGCCUCUAGAUGUUUUAUCAGUCAUCAAGUCAGAUGAAAGUAUAGAAAAUUUGCAUGCUGCCUUCACUACAGCUGUGAAAAGCCAACUAGAAUCAAUGAAAGAUUGUCUGUGUCAGUACAAACAGGGAGAGAAGUUCCACAUCCCUGAAGCCUUCCACUUCCGACCUGGUGGCGGACCCAGCUUCAUCACCCAUGUGUACCCCCAGACAGUGCCAGAUGAAGAGAUGGAAAGCCAGCGACGAGAUCUUCAUCACUUACUGAUGUUGCCUGCAGACAGACCAUUGUUCCGACGUGCGAACCAAUACAUGUUUCCCGGACAACCUACAGCAGGCGGAUACUUGCUCAACCCACACACUGGCCUCCCUGCAGGAGGAGUUGGAACCCAGUACCUGGUGGAGGGGACAUACAGCUACCAUCACUACAUGCAGGACCGCUUCAACGACAACCAGUGGGGAUGUGCGUACCGCUCUCUCCAGACACUGGUGUCCUGGUUCCGUUUCCAAGGUUACACAGACAAAUCUAUCCCCACCCACAAAGAAAUACAGCAGGCUCUGGUUGAUAUUGGUGACAAGGAAAAGUCAUUUGUUGGGAGUCGGAAGUGGAUUGGCUCACUUGAAGUUGGGUACUGUCUGGAUCAGUUGAUUGGGGUCACAUGCAAGAUUAUGAACGUUAGCAGUGGCGGGGACCUGGCUAGUAAAGGGAGAGAACUGGCAUCACACUUCACUCAUCAGGGCACUCCGAUCAUGAUUGGUGGAGGUGUCUUGGCUCAUACCAUCCUGGGGGUGGACUUUGAUGAAGUAACAGGCAACAUUCGCUUCCUCAUCCUGGACCCCCACUACACAGAGUCAGAAGACCUGAAGGUCAUCUUGGAUAAGGGAUGGUGUGGCUGGAAGGGUCCAGAUUUCUGGGAGGUGAAUUCUCACUACAAUCUCUGUAUGCCUCAGAGACCACAGCUCAUAUAACGUGUGAAGUACCACCUUUGUAAGAUAGCUGAAUGAACGUGUGUAAACAUAAACUAACAUAUUGACAAAA